UAGUAUGGCACCGCUGUAAUGUUUUUUAUUGCUUUUUUUGUUUUGUUUUUAUUUUGGUUUGACGCACUGAUUUAGGGAACUUAAAACGCAACAAUCUCCGUUUAUGUGGAAGUUUGGGAGCGUGUGUCGCUCCGGAGGAGAGGCAGCGAUGGCGGUCCCCCUGAAAACAGCGCUGGCUCUGUUGGUUUCUGCCCUGGCAGCUGCCCUGUGUGCAGACGUAGAGGAGAGGCUGGUGAGUCAGCUGUUGUCACCGGAGCGGUAUAACAAGCUGAUCAGGCCAGCUGUCAACAACAGCCAGCAGGUCACAAUUUACAUACAGGUGUCUCUGGCCCAGCUGAUCAACGUGAAUGAGAGGGAGCAGAUCAUGACCACUAACUGCUGGUUAACCCAGGGUUGGAACGACUACCGAUUAAUGUGGGAUCCCAACGAGUAUGAGGGAAUAAAGAAAAUACGACUGCCGUCACAGCACAUCUGGCUUCCAGAUAUCGUCCUCUAUAACAAUGCUGAUGGAACAUAUGAAGUUUCCUUCUACUCCAAUGCUUUAGUUUCCAACAACGGAGAUGUUGACUGGCUCCCACCUGCCAUCUACAAAUCUGCCUGUAAAAUUGAAGUGCGGGAUUUCCCUUUUGACCAGCAGAACUGCACCCUCAAGUUUCGUUCCUGGACGUAUGACCACACAGAGAUAGAUCUCAUCCUCCUCAGUGAUUAUGCCUCACGGGAUGACUUCAAACCCAGUGGUGAGUGGGAUAUUGUUUCCCUACCAGGACGCAAGAAUGAAGACCCAAAUGAUAUCAGGUACCUGGACAUCACCUAUGAUUUCAUCAUCAAGAGGAAACCUCUGUUCUACACCAUCAACCUGAUCAUCCCCUGCAUCCUCAUCACCUCCUUGGCUAUCCUGGUGUUUUACCUUCCAUCAGACUGUGGUGAAAAGAUGACUCUUUGCAUCUCCGUACUCCUGGCCCUGACUGUGUUUUUACUUCUUAUUUCAAAAAUUGUGCCACCAACAUCUUUAGCAGUGCCUCUGAUUGGGAAGUACCUCAUGUUUACAAUGGUGCUGGUCACCUUCUCUAUUGUCACAAGUGUUUGCGUGCUCAAUGUCCACCACCGCUCCCCGAGCACACACACCAUGCCACCUUGGGUCAAACGGGUUUUUCUGCACCGGCUUCCUUCUUUUCUCUUCAUGAGGAGACCAGGGAACUCCAAUAUCCGCGAGAGGUUCAGGAAAAAAUACCAGAGACAGAAGUCCUCAGACCAGAUCCCAUGUGGAGCAGAGGGUGGGACAGGACAGGGGGUGGGAGUGGCCGAUUCGUCCUCAUCUUUCUUUGUUAACGAAGGGUCAGCCAAACGCUACGGCUGGCGAAGUAGUGACUUAUCAGAGAACACAGACAUUAGGAGGAGGAUGACACUCAAGAGCAAUAUUGAUAUGGAAGAAGCAGUGGAUGGUGUUCGCUACAUUGCUGACAAAAUGAAGAGUGAAGAUGAUGAUGAGGGAAUCAUUGAAGACUGGAAAUAUGUGGCCAUGGUGAUUGACCGCCUCUUCCUGUGGAUUUUUGUAUGUGUGUGUGUGGUCGGCACUGCAGGACUUUUCAUGCAGCCCCUUUUCCAGAGUUACAACACCCCAGUUGCUGAAGAUACUGAGCAUAAAUGAAAUCUGAAACUCCACCUUUAAGUUUUGAAAUGACUCAGACAGAAAAUUUACUUUACUGGAAAGAAACAUUUCUCUGCAGAUCCAGAACGACCAUCACUUAUAAAACCCUGACCUGUAUACCCAAGUGCUCCCUCACCACCUGCUGACCUCUGAUCUUCUGAUUUGAUCUUUCUUUGAACACUAAAUACCAGCAUGCCCACAUCCCUUAAUUUAUAACCCAACAUUUUGGAAAAGGUAUUGAUUAAAAAUAAAAUCCAAAAGCAUAC
This is a messenger RNA of Cyprinodon variegatus (sheepshead minnow), 1914 nucleotides long. Its product is annotated as neuronal acetylcholine receptor subunit beta-2-like. The transcript has 6 exons. Gene Ontology annotation, cellular component: postsynaptic membrane; neuron projection; synapse. Gene Ontology annotation, molecular function: transmembrane signaling receptor activity; acetylcholine-gated monoatomic cation-selective channel activity. Gene Ontology annotation, biological process: regulation of membrane potential; nervous system process; monoatomic ion transmembrane transport. The record is from RefSeq and is a predicted model, not a curated record. Bases 104 to 1648 code for a protein of 514 amino acids. Lineage: Eukaryota; Metazoa; Chordata; Actinopteri; Cyprinodontiformes; Cyprinodontidae.